Molecule: messenger RNA, 1362 nt
Organism: Trichomonas vaginalis G3
Lineage: Eukaryota; Parabasalia; Trichomonadida; Trichomonadidae
Product: armadillo (ARM) repeat-containing protein family
Exons: 1
Coding region: 1-1362 (453 amino acids)
Source: RefSeq, a predicted model, not a curated record
AUGGAUUACAAAGAUCCUGACCCAAACAAUCUUCAUGAAAAGAUUCAGAAUGAUAUAUCCAAUAGAAUGUCAUAUAAUAUCAAAUCAUAUGAUAUAGAACCUCAAAUAAUUGAAGAUAUUGAAAAUAUUAUGCAGCAAUUUCAGGAAUUAUUCGAUUCAUCCAUUCCAGAUGCAUAUCUGGAGAAUAUUUGCAGAUUUUUCACUAUGAAUUCUAGUUUAAUAAUUCAUAUUUACAAUAGAAUUGAUUAUUUGUCUUUCAUUUUGUCAACUUUACUAACUACAGAAUCUAAGCAAAGCGAUGUAUGGCGAUUAAAUAUUGCAGCUCUCACUGUUAGAGAAAUUCCGGAAUCAAUAGAACAAAUCCAACCAUAUUCACUUUCAAUUUUAAGUUUAGUUGAUGAUGCUAAUUGCUUUAAAUAUUGUAUAUUCUUGCUUCAACAGCUGAUUACCAAAUAUCCAGAUAUAUCAACAUAUUUAGUUAAUAAUCACAUCUUUAAGUCACUCAGACAACUUAAAAAGAUAAGAAAUGACACAGCCAGCCAAAUCAAUGACGUUUUCAAAUUGCAUAGAGAAAUAAUAAUGAAUUGUGAUGAACAAGUAUUAAAAAAACAAAUAUAUCAGGCAUUUCCAGCAGUCCACGAACUUUUUCCGACAACAGAUCGUAAAAAUAUGUGCUAUAUUUUAGAUAUGCUCAAUAGAUUAAUUUCGAUAUUUGAUAAUUCACCAGAAAUCAUAUUUACAAAGCCUAUUGCAUUAGAAGUACUUAAUUUUUCACCAAUGAGACCAGAAUUGAUCGAUAGAAUUUUAUUAAUUUUAAUUAACCUUACUUUCAAGAAUAUAGCAUACUUUAUAGAUAUUGAUCAGAAUUUUAACAUCAUUCAGACCAUGCUCAACUCUUCAGCAUCUGAAAAAAAUUACCAAACAAGAAUUGGCUUGUUUAUGAGACUAGUUAUGACUAUUUCUUACACAGAAACAGGUGUUCAAUACUUAAUAGGAAGAGAGUUCAUUCCACCAAUCAUUGAUUUAUAUCCAUCAAUAAUUUUUAAGUAUCAGAUCUGUUAUCACUAUUUUUUAUUAAGUACUAUCAUCUUUGCAACAGACUUCAUAACUGAAUUUCAAUUUUUCCCAUUCAUAUUUGAUCAAAUUGUAGAAUAUAUCGAUGAUUACUCCGAUUCUGUACUAUUUCACAAAUUUCUGCAAGCUUUGGAAAUAUUAACAAAUCCAAAUCGAUGUAAUAUACUUCAAAACAUAAAUAUGGAUGCGCUAUUUGAAAUGCUUCAAGAUAAAUGUGACGAAGAUAACGAGGAAAUCGUUACAAUUGCAGAAGAAGCACUGAAGCUACUUCCCGAACAUGAGGAUUAA